UUGAAACUCAAAGCAUUAAGUUUAGUAAAUUUUAAAAGAAAAAAAAAUGAAAUAUCUAGUUGCAAUCUUAAUUUUUGCUGCUUUUGCAAAUUCAGAAAUUUUCGACAGACCUUGCCGUACUCCUCAAGAACUUGGUGUCAAAACAGGUUUUCAACCAGUAGCCUAUCUUGGAAUUUGGUAUGAAAUCGAACGAUAUGAACAAUUUUUCCAAGCCGGUGGAGAUUGUGUUAGAGCUCAAUAUACUUUGAAUGGAGAUGGAUCAAUUAAUGUGUUUAAUACAGCUUUUGUAAUUGAAAAUGCAACCAGAAUUGAAGCAGAAGGGAUCGCAAGAAUCUCCUUUCCUGAUGAGGAGCCAUUAAGAGCACAGCUCAAUGUAACAUUCGAUGCUAAUCAACCAAACCUUUCAAACUAUUGGGUUCUCAGCACUGACUAUUCGAAUUAUGCAUUUGUUGUUUCCUGCAUGAAUUUGCAAGAUAACAGAUCAUUAGAAUCAUUUUGGCUUCUCUCAAGAUCAUUUACAUUAUCUCCAACAAUUCGAGCUAGGGCUGAUGAGCUCAUUGCAAGAAAUCUUGAAGCUUCAAGAAUAAGAAAAACAAAUCAAGAUAAUCAAAUAUGCGGAAGAGAGUUUUAAAAUUUGUAAAAUCUCAAAGAUAAGAUGGAAUUGAUUGUAAAUAUUUUUCAUAUGGUACUCAAUGAUUGUAUUAUCCAUUAAUCAUUAUCGGCAUAUGUAACAGGAGAUAAUGUGUGAUUCUAUAAAUGUCUAUUUUGAAGUUUUUAAUUUGUAAAUAAAUUUUUUAAACAAUAUAAAGAAUGAAAGAGG
Messenger RNA from Chironomus riparius, 820 nucleotides. NCBI's taxonomy places the organism in Eukaryota, Metazoa, Arthropoda, Insecta, Diptera, Chironomidae. The record is from the annotation of a GenBank genome assembly.